Molecule: messenger RNA, 4268 nt
Organism: Amphiprion ocellaris (clown anemonefish)
Lineage: Eukaryota; Metazoa; Chordata; Actinopteri; Pomacentridae
Gene: scube2
Product: signal peptide, CUB domain, EGF-like 2
Exons: 23
Coding region: 135-3191 (1018 amino acids)
Biological process (GO): signal transduction
Cellular component (GO): cell surface
Molecular function (GO): calcium ion binding
Source: RefSeq, a predicted model, not a curated record
CACUCCUUUCUCUUUUGAAAAGCCCCUUGUGAAGCAGAUUGACAGGCUAGAAUGAAAAUGAGGCGGACGCUCGGUCGCGACUUCAGUGCGUACGCGUCCUUUUGAGAAGACCUCUAAACUUGGAUCAUAUCACCAUGGGAGCUAUUUGGGCUACAAGGGACUUUUGUUUGUUUUUGCUCUUGUUAAAUAGUCGCCAAAGCGCUGCGCUUCCAGAGAUUCGAGAUCCAUGCGCAGAGGGAAGCGAUGGCUGUCACAUUGAUGCUAUUUGUCAGACUACCCAAGGCUCCUACAAGUGCACGUGUAAAGCAGGCUUUAAAGGAGAUGGAAAACACUGUGAAGAUAUUGAUGAAUGCGACUUGGAGUACAAUGGUGGUUGUGUACAGGAGUGCAACAACAUACCAGGCAAUUAUCGCUGCACUUGUUAUGAUGGAUUCAACUUGGCACACGAUGGGCACAACUGUCUAGAUGUCGAUGAAUGCAAGUUCAACAAUGGCGGGUGCCAACACACUUGUGUCAACACCAUGGGCAGCUACGAGUGCCGCUGCAAAGAGGGCUUCUUCCUCAGCGACAACCAGCACACAUGCAUCCACCGCUCUGUGGAGGGCCUCAACUGUAUGAAUAAGGAGCACGGCUGCGCCCACAUCUGCAAGGAGACACCCAAAGGAGGUGUGGCCUGUGAGUGUCGUCCAGGGUUUGAGCUGGCCAGGAACCAGAGAGGCUGCAUCUUAACGUGUAACCAUGGCAACGGAGGCUGCCAGCACAUGUGCGAGGACACAGAGAACGGCCCCAUAUGCAAGUGUCACGUCAGGUACACUCUGCAACCCGACAAGAGGUCAUGUGUAGAACGAGACGAAGCCACCACCGAGUCCUCAGACCACAACGCCACGUCCUUCGCAGAGGUGGACAAGCGGGUCAAACGAAGGCUGUUAAUGGAAACCUGUGCGGUGAACAAUGGGGGCUGUGACUGCACCUGUAAAGACACAUCCACAGGCGUGCGCUGCAGCUGCCCUGUUGGCUUCACACUGCAGCCGGAUGGAAAAACAUGCAAAGACAUUGACGAGUGUGAGCUUCACAACGGCGGUUGCGACCACUUCUGCAGGAACACCAUCGGCAGCUUUGAGUGCAACUGCAGAAAAGGCUUUAAGCUGCUGACUGAUGAACGUUCUUGUCAAGAUAUAGAUGAGUGUUUUUUCGAGCGCACAUGUGAUCACACGUGUGUGAACUCCCCCGGUGGUUUUCAGUGUCUAUGCAACAAAGGCUAUACCAUGUACGGACUGGCCCACUGCGGAGAUAUCAAUGAAUGCAGUGUGAACAAUGGUGGUUGUGAGCAGGGUUGUGAGAACACCAUGGGUGGAUUUGAAUGCUUUUGCCGCCCUGGCUAUAAGCUACAUUGGAACAAAAAGGACUGCAAUGAGGCUGAGGGUUUACCAUCUGCAAACCCCCCCUCUAAGCCUACUUUGAACUGUAGUAAGCAGGAGGGAGGGGACCGCUGCUUUCUGACCUGCCAGUCCCAAGUUCACAUCAGCAGUGGGACGGAGGAUUCCUACACGGUGACCUGUGGAAUGCCUCUGCCCUGCUUGGCUGACGCACAAAAGAACAACAGUGGCUUGUAUUGCUUAGCUCCAGAAAUGGCUGGUGUUCCACGCAUUAAGACCACAGCCACUUUUAAGUCUGGAACCGCGAAGUGCAACUUAAAACGGAGUCAGGAGAAACUCAGGGAGAGCUUAAACUCGGCACACUCAGAUAGCAGGUUUCUCUUCACCGAAAAUGUCCAGUUCAGCUAUGUGAGCCUGCGCUGCACCUCGUCCGGACAGCGAAUGCGCAGCCGCCACGGCAGGAAGGCGGGUGAGGAGGACGGCUCCUCGAUCACAGCUGAAUUUGAGCUGGACGUGAACCUAGAGGAGGUAACAGCAGAGAGUUGUGACCUGAACUGUGUCCGUCGACGCUCAGAGAAGAGGCUCAGGAAAACCAUCAGAACCCUGAGGAAGUCCAUCAACCGGGAACAGUUCCACCUCCACUUUGCUGGAGCUGAUUAUGAACUAUCCAAGGGCCAGCCGGCUGAGCUGCCUGGACGCUGUGUGGCAGGACAGGUGCUGGUGGGCAGGAAAUGCGUGAGCUGCAGUGUUGGAACGUACUUCGAUGGCGAUCAGGGACGCUGUGUCCUGUGUCCAGCUGGAACGUAUCAGGAUGAGGAGGGACAGAUGUCUUGUGAGGUCUGUCCAGGACCUGAAGGAAGAGAAGUCUCCAAGGUGGUCGGAGCCCGAAACAUGUCAGAGUGUGGAGGUCAGUGCUCCCCUGGUCAGUACUCCCACGAUGGCUUCAUCCCCUGCCUGUCCUGUCCAUUGGGAACCUACCAGCCAGAGGUGGGACGCACCUCCUGCUUCCCUUGUGGAGGAAACCUGGUCACCAAGCGAAGUGGGGCUGUUACCUUUCAGGAGUGUGAGACCAAAGUCCAGUGCUCUCCAGGACAUUACUAUAACACCAGCACACACCGCUGCAUUCGCUGUCCCAUGGGCACAUAUCAGGUGGAGUUUGGCCAAAACUACUGCAUGGCCUGUCCUGGAAAUACCACCACCGACUUUGAUGGCUCCACGAACAUCAUGCAGUGCAAAAACCGGCAAUGUGGAGGAGAGCUGGGAGAUUUUACCGGCUACAUCGAGUCCCCCAACUACCCGGGGAACUAUCCAGCCAAUGUCGAGUGCACUUGGACCAUCAACCCACCGCCCAAACGCAGGAUCCUUAUUGUUGUCCCAGAAAUCUACCUGCCUAUUGAGGAUGAAUGUGGAGACUACUUAGUAAUGAGAAAAAGCUCUCUCUCCAACUCUGUGACAACCUAUGAGACGUGUCAGACGUACGAGCGUCCCAUCGCUUUCACCUCCCGCUCCAAGAGGCUUUGGAUACAGUUCCGGUCCAAUGAGGGAAACAGUGGAAAAGGCUUCCAGGUUCCUUAUGUGACAUAUGAUGAGGACUACCAAGAAUUGAUAGAAGACAUAGUCAGAGAUGGAAGAUUAUACGCUUCAGAGAAUCACCAGGAAAUUCUCAAGGACAAGAAGCUCAUGAAGGCGUUGUUUGACGUGCUGGCUCACCCACAGAACUUCUUCAACUACACGGCACAAGAAUCAAGAGAAAUGUUCCCGAAAUCCUUCAUCCGCUUCCUGCGUUCCAAAGUCCUGAGAUUCCUUCGCCCCUAAAAACCACCCGGUUUCUGGAUUUUUCACGAUAAACUAGAUUACAUACUGGUCAGAGUAUCUGUUUCAUCCACUGGCCCUUUUAAGAGUAUAGCUACCUGUUGUCAUACACAUCCACACCAGAGUGGACAACACACUUGAUAAAACUGAUCCUGACUGGACAAUUCAAGCAAGUGGACUUUUAUGUGGAGCUUUAAGAGGGAGAAGUGAAGUGGUGCUGAGCAUAGACCUGAUGGGCAUCUUCAAAAAGGAAUCAGGAUUUCUUCCCUUUGUUUGGAUUUUUUUUUAGCAACAGAAGAAUUGUAAUGACUCCUUUAGAUUUUAAAAACAGGAUUUAAAUCCAAAGUGCACAUCUGUGUAUCUGAAUAUUGCUACAUACUGUUCAUGCUGACAUUAUGGGACUUUAAUAGCAUUAUGAUGAUAAAUCAACAUGGUAGCAGGUAACAGAUACAUACUGACUGUCAGUGACACUGUAUAUAGAGUGUGUAUCUAGUUUUAACAUAGGCUACUUUCACAGAUAGAGAUUAAUUAUUGACAGAAAUACUGCUUAAUGUCAGAAACAAACAUAGCACAAAUGUUUUUUUGGGAACAUUAGCACUACUAAAGAAGUAGUCCCACCACAAAAGCAAUUAUUCUGAUGAAUGUUUUGUAUAUGAUGUAAAAAGUUUUAGGUGAAACCCUAAUGUAUUGUAGCGACUACAUACAUUUUGACAAUAUAGGUUUGCUGCAUUUGCUGGUGGUCGUUUUUGGUGUUUGAAGGUGUCAAGAUGAGUGCUGCUGUUCUUAAAAAAAAACUUUUUAUUUUCCAAAAAUAGACUGCGACUUUUUACAUUCGCAAAGACAUCAGCUGGCAAAAUGACACCAGUAUGCAUCGAUAUAUUUUCUACUGUUAUUGUCUAGCAACCAAAGACAACUAAUCACUCUGCAGACACUCAGAGAAACUGAACCAUGUGAUACCAGAGUACAUGAAAAGUCCUGUAAAAUACAACUGAGCUACUCACCUGUUUUAGAUGAUACAUGUAUGUAUAUUUUUUAUGAUUUUGUACAUCUAAUAUACUGUAAAUAAAGAUAGGAAACUUA